AUGGAACGGCGCAAAAAGCAGAACGAGGGUCUACUAUCGGUGUAUCCGCCUCCACCAUGGUACUCUCGGUAUUUUACGGACGAGAAUGUGGCCAAAGUGAAGGAUUUACAGAGCUCUGAUAACUCCCAGCUGUUGGAAGCACCACUCAAAUAUCUCACUCCUCCAUCUCCGCCGGAAGCAGGAGCAUAUCAUAACUUUGGCGACGUAUGGCAGGUGAACGACAAGUUAGCAACGCUGGAAGAUCUCGGUAUCACCCAGGUCUACGAUGGAGCAGCCAUUCGAGGAGAAGGACAGGAAAGUGGAGCUCGGGUUCUGGAGCUGAAAAAGUUGACAAAAUCGCUGCUGCUCGCAUUUGUGGAACUCACGGGAAUAAUGGGAGUUUCUCCCGAGCAGUUUCCAGCGAAAUUCGAACAUGUCCGGGUUCUGCUCAUCAACAUCCAUCACAUUCUGAAUGAGUACCGGCCUCAUCAGGCCCGUGAAAGUCUGGUGACCCUCAUGCAACAACAAAUCAACGACAAGAAACAGCAUGUGGAAAACAUCCGACAGUCGUGUGAUAAAGUGCGAGAUACUAUUCGAGUGCUGAGUAAACAAUUCGAUCAGGUGGACGAGUUCGAGGAGACUGGAGGAGUGACGACUGAGGAGGUGAAGUACGUCUCUGGUAAGGACAAGGAUUUGUUGGUAGUCAAAAUGGCCGAACAAGUUUUAUAA
Messenger RNA from Yarrowia lipolytica CLIB122, 708 nucleotides. RefSeq lists its product as uncharacterized. Gene Ontology annotation, cellular component: mediator complex; core mediator complex. Gene Ontology annotation, biological process: regulation of transcription by RNA polymerase II. The record is from RefSeq and is a predicted model, not a curated record. NCBI's taxonomy places the organism in Eukaryota, Fungi, Ascomycota, Dipodascomycetes, Dipodascales. Gene Ontology annotation, molecular function: transcription coregulator activity.